Tachyglossus aculeatus (Australian echidna) is the source of this 1432-nucleotide messenger RNA. RefSeq names its product drebrin like (gene DBNL). Gene Ontology annotation, cellular component: site of polarized growth; dendrite; lamellipodium. Gene Ontology annotation, biological process: positive regulation of dendritic spine morphogenesis; postsynaptic actin cytoskeleton organization; positive regulation of axon extension. The transcript has 14 exons. Gene Ontology annotation, molecular function: actin filament binding. The coding region runs from base 330 to 1316 and encodes 328 amino acids. NCBI's taxonomy places the organism in Eukaryota, Metazoa, Chordata, Mammalia, Monotremata, Tachyglossidae. The record is from RefSeq and is a predicted model, not a curated record.
CCGAGCCGGGCCGGGCCGACGAUGGCGGCCAACCUGAGCCGCAACGGCGUCGCUCUUCAGGAGGCCUACGGCCAAGUGGUGGCCGAGAAGUCGCCGACGGACUGGGCUCUGUUUACCUACGAAGGCAACAGCAACGACAUCCGGGUGGCCGGCACUGGAGAUGGGGGCCUGGAAGAGAUGGUGGAGGAGCUGAACAGCGGGAAGGUGAUGUAUGCUUUCUGCAGGGUGAAGGACCCAAACUCCGGUCUGCCCAAGUCGUCCUCGUCAACUGGACCGGCGAAGGCGUGAAUGACGUGCGGAAGGGAGCCUGUGCGAAUCAUGUCAGCACCAUGGCCAACUUCCUCAAGGGUGCCCACGUGACCAUCAACGCCCGGGCGGAGGAGGACGUGGAGCCGGACUCUAUCAUGCAGAAGGUCGCCAAGGCCUCGGGGGCCAAUUUCAACUUCCACAAGGAGAGCAGCCGCUUCCAGGACUCGGGCCCACAGGUGCCAGUGGGUUCCGUGUACCAGAAGACCAACGCCGUGUCGGAAAUCAAAGGGGUCGGCAAAGACAGCUUCUGGGCCAAGGCUGAGAAAGAUGAGGAGAAGCGGCGGCUGGAGGAGAAGCAACGGCUGGAAGAAGAGCGGCGGCGGCUAGAGGAAGAGCGGCGGGAGCGGGAGCUGCAGGAAGCCGCCAACCGCGAGCGGCGCUUCCAGGAGCGGGCCAGCGAGAUCGACAGCCGGAGGAAAUUCCAGCAGAGCCAGGAAAUGGAGGUCAGAGAGCAACAGGGUGAAGCUUCCCAGCAGCCAGCCAACCCUCGGGACAUAUUUAAGCAGAAGGAGCGGGCAGGGGCCCCCGCGGUGGUCACCAGCCCCCAACCAGGAAAACUGCGGAGUCCCUUCCUGCAGAAGCAGCCCCAACAGCCGGAGGUGCCCCCUGGCCGAGAGCCGAGUCCAGCCUCCUCUCCGGCACCGGGCCCAGUCCGUCAGGCCGAGCCGGCCCCCAGCCUCCCACCCUCAGCGGCACAGGAGGAAGAGGAAGCGGUGUACGAGGACCCCCCACAGGCGGAGAGUUUCUAUGAGGAGCCCCCUCAGGUGCAGCAGGAGGACGCCGGCUGCGACUACCCUGAGCACUACAAGCAGGAGCCCGAGCUGGCAGGGAAGGGGCUGUGCGCCCGCGCCCUCUAUGACUACCAGGCGGCCGACGACACCGAGAUCUCCUUUGACCCCGGCGACCUCAUCACUGGCAUCGAGGUGAUCGACGAGGGCUGGUGGCGUGGCUAUGGCCCGGACGGGCAUUUUGGCAUGUUCCCCGCCAACUACGUGGAGCUGAUCUAGCCAGGACCACCCGUCGCCCGGUGGUACCCUGGGGCAGAGGCCGGGCCGGAGUCGGAAUGCCAUCCUCGGGGCUGGCGUUCUCGGGGGGCUUGGCCCCUAUUCCAGGGACAGGUGUC